Lingula anatina is the source of this 639-nucleotide messenger RNA. RefSeq lists its product as uncharacterized. The record is from RefSeq and is a predicted model, not a curated record. NCBI's taxonomy places the organism in Eukaryota, Metazoa, Brachiopoda, Lingulata, Lingulida, Lingulidae.
AUAUUUAUGAACACGUACAGAGGAGUCAGAGAACCACUUAUAUUGUUGUUAUCGUUAUAUUUGUUGAGUUUGUUGUUGAGUUUUGAUUUUGUUGACUUUGUUAUGAAGGACUCGUACAGAGAAUUGUUGGAGGGGGAUGUUAGACGGAGGUACGAGGAGAAAAUUGUUGAUAUCGGAAAGGAUCCGUAUGAGAUUGAGAAGAAAGAUUUUACGAAGGACAAGAAAUUCUGGCCACACGUAAAUAGCGUUGACCUUUUUGAUUUCCUUAUUCUUCGGAAGUCGUUUUACUCAUCAGACCAGUUGAGAAGCUACAAAGCUCUAGAAGCCUAUCGGUUAUUCCAGGAUGGCUGGAUAAAAGAAAUUCUGCACAUGGAGUUGAAUUCAUGCCAUCUGCUAAAAGCAAAGGUUAACCACUCCAUGCGUAUCAGAGAAAAACCCCUUGAGCCCUGGAUCAUUAUCAGUUCUGGUGGAAUCAACAGUGCACAUUGCACAUGUAUGGCUGGGCUUGGUGAGGCAUGUAGCCACAUAUCUGCCGUGUUGUUUGCCGUUGAAGCCUGGACCAAGGUCAGAAAGGAGGCAUCUGUGACAGAUGUCCCAGCCUACUGGAUGAUGCCGUCAUCUGUUCAGGUACUGAUUUAA